Messenger RNA from Limulus polyphemus (Atlantic horseshoe crab), 867 nucleotides. Its product is annotated as calcitonin receptor-like. Gene Ontology annotation, molecular function: G protein-coupled peptide receptor activity. The record is from RefSeq and is a predicted model, not a curated record. Gene Ontology annotation, biological process: adenylate cyclase-modulating G protein-coupled receptor signaling pathway. The transcript has 6 exons. The annotation marks the transcript as partial. Gene Ontology annotation, cellular component: plasma membrane. NCBI's taxonomy places the organism in Eukaryota, Metazoa, Arthropoda, Merostomata, Xiphosura, Limulidae.
CCCGCGAUGGCUGGACGCGUCACGUGAAGGGUGUGAAGGAACAAAAGAGUUCGUAUACAAGUAAUAAUCUCUAAUUUAUCAAUUAUUUUAGUUUUUUUGUUUUAAACAAACGGGAAUCUAUAUAUGACAACAUCUUCCUGGGAAUUCAACAAAGAGGAUUACAUAUUGACCAGAAGAACGGAUAAUCUGAAGAAGGCUGAUGAUCAAAUCUCAACUGAAACUGCUGCAAGACAGCUAUGCAGCUUAAGUAUUUCCAAUGAUUUGGGCUCCAUCACAUAUUUAAGGAGCACUAAGAUUUCUUAACAAAUACAAUGUCUUGGCUUUUAUCUUGGUUCAUCUCCUUACUUCUGAUACAAAAGGUGCGUGAAACAGUUAUAGAACAGACAAAUGACAGUCUAAGCUCGGUUGCGAACGCACAAGACUUUCUUCUAGCACAGCUUAAAGAAUCCUACUUCUGCCGCCAAAAAGCACUGACUUCGGAAACUAACAAAGAUGAUUUGAAAUGUCCAGCUGCUUUUGACGGAUGGGGUUGUUGGGAAGCAACGCCACCUGGUAACGUAGCGGUCAUACCAUGUCCAUCGUUUGUUCCUGAAAUAGAUAUAAAUCAAGUGGCUACGAGGAAAUGUGGUGAAAAUGGCGACUGGACCCAAGACGGAGCGUUGGGGACAAAGGUUGGAAAUUACUCGCUCUGCUUUAAUGACUCGUCAUUCUCUCGUCAGAAUGAACAACUCUCGAACCAGGACCUUAUCGAAGACUUGUUAGAUUUGUUAUACGCUUUGCCGGUGUUGCCAUAUGAAGAUACGAAUACAGAAUUGACAUUUAGCCAAUGUGUACGGGACGUGCUUUCGUCGCCUAAACCAAACAACG